Messenger RNA from Mya arenaria, 2060 nucleotides. RefSeq names its product macrophage mannose receptor 1-like. NCBI's taxonomy places the organism in Eukaryota, Metazoa, Mollusca, Bivalvia, Myida, Myidae. The coding region runs from base 35 to 1939 and encodes 634 amino acids. The record is from RefSeq and is a predicted model, not a curated record. The transcript has 15 exons.
CUCGUUUUUGGAAGUACCCGUGUCCAGUUUAAUUAUGGCCAAGCGAAGGACAACGCAGAGCUUGUUUUCAUCACAAUCUUCAAACAUCACAUUUUACACUGGGUGUGUUGUUAUCCUCUUAUUUGGCGUGUAUAUCGGGUAUGCUGACGCAGACCUGUACAACAUCGAUAUAUCCUGCCCUGAUGGCUGGCAGAAGGCACUCAACAACUGCUACCUAUUUAACCAAGACGAUCAGUUAACUUGGGACCAAGCAAGGACGGAGUGUUCCUUACGAAAUGCUGACCUAAUGGUUAUACGGACCAGGGAGGAAAUGGACUGGUUAAACAUACAGACAGAGUACUACAAGACAGACGGCUGGUGGGUGGGGCUACACUAUCGGAAUAUCUGGGACUGGGUCCAAUAUGGUGGAGACGACAAUCUGAUUCAGUGGCGUAACGAACCAGACAACUUCGAUAACCAGGACUGCUGUGCCAUCAACGAGUUCGGGAAAUUCAGUGACGAGUUUUGCCGGUCAAAGUUGGGUUUUAUCUGUAACUUUCCCAUCUCUAGAGGAAGUUUCUGCCCUACGACCAACAACUGGCUGAUGACUGACUCGGCUUGCUACUACAUCAGCCCGCUACUUAACAACUCGUUACAUCUCAACUGGACUCAGGCUAAACAGUUCUGCGCGAACCUCAUGCCCGCGAAUAGAUCAAGACUCAUGGCAUUCGCUUCACAAGAUGAUGUUGGUACCCUGCAGAGCCUCCUAUCCACGUAUAACCAAGGAGUUUUAUUGCCCUGGUGGACGGGCCUCAAUGAUCAAGCGACGGAGGGCAAGUACGUGUGGACGGACGGCACAGAGGCAAACGGAUCAUCUAUUCAAUGGGAUGUAGCUCCAAGCACCGAUCACUCCCAACGUCAGAACUGUGGCGUCAUGUAUCAGGGAGGAAGUAUUGAUGACGUCACCUGCAACAAACGCGCACACUACGCCUGCGAGAUGUCGGCAUUUCAAGGUUAUCUAAACCUUGGUUGUGGUUCUUGGAUAAGAGGGGGACAAUCGUGUUACCUGCUCGGCAAAGGGAAGUUACUCACAUGGAACGAUGCACGUGAUGCGUGCGCACGCGGAAACGCGCACCUGCUGAAAGUUGAUGGCAGCGAUGAAAAGGCGUGGUUGGAAAGUCAAACCUUCGGGUCAUACGGUUUUUGGACAGGACUUAUAAAGGCCGACAACUCCUACGGCUGGUCUUGGGCGGACAAAUCGGUACCUACAUCUGAACUUGUAAAAUGGAGUGUUGAACCAAACAACAAUGGAGGCAAGGAAAACUGUGUGGAGAUCCAUAGAGACGGGCUGUAUAAUGACCUGGACUGUAGCGCCAGGGCGGGGUACAUCUGCGAGUAUGCCCUCACAUUCGGUCAACAGUGUCUACCAGGCUGGUUUCAAUGUGAACAAUCGUGCCAUUACAUAAGCCCUGCCAACUACAGCCUCACUGUCACGUGGUACGAGGCCAAACAACACUGUCUUGACCUGGUUUCCGGUCAAGGACCGGAUGGAGAGUCAUUCACCGCUGGUCGAUUAGCAAUAAACGACAAGACGGAGCAAACGUGUGUGAAUACCCAGCUCGCCACUUUACCGGAAGGUUCUCCCGGAUAUUGGACGGACUUGAGCGAUCUGGCUGUCCGUGGAAUCUGGCAGUAUUCAUCAGCCACAGACAAUCCGCCAAAUAUUAACCUCAUAACCUGGGUACACGAGCCCAAUAAUGUCAACGGGAACGAGAGUUGUGCCGUGAUUUACGAGGGAGGCAACUACAAUGACGUCAACUGCUUCCAGAAAUUCUACUAUAUCUGUGAGCGGACCGCCACCACAGUAUCUUCAUCUCAAGCGGGACUUCGACCUUCUUGGCUGGUGCUGGUGGCGUGGUUACUCGGCAUCAGUUACCAAGUUGCAAAUAGGUCAUUGUGACAUGAUUUAUGACCUGGGGGCCGUGGUUUCAAUUGACUGGUGCAUUAAAUGGUUAUCUUAUGGCAGUAUUAUUCCAUUAAAGUAUGCAGAUGUAUUUAAUAUAUGUCAUCUUGCCAAAAUA